Messenger RNA from Cordyceps fumosorosea ARSEF 2679, 615 nucleotides. RefSeq names its product GTP-binding protein SAS1. Gene Ontology annotation, cellular component: endosome; plasma membrane. Bases 1 to 615 code for a protein of 204 amino acids. The record is from RefSeq and is a predicted model, not a curated record. The transcript has 2 exons. Gene Ontology annotation, biological process: protein localization to plasma membrane; protein secretion; regulation of exocytosis. Lineage: Eukaryota; Fungi; Ascomycota; Sordariomycetes; Hypocreales; Cordycipitaceae. Gene Ontology annotation, molecular function: GTP binding; GTPase activity.
AUGCGCGCCUUGUCGCUGCACCCUCUACAGAUCAAGCUCCUGCUGAUAGGCGACUCGGGCGUCGGCAAGUCCUGCUGCUUGCUGCGCUUCAGCGAAGACUCCUUCACGCCCUCCUUCAUCACGACGAUCGGCAUCGACUUCAAGAUCAGGACAAUCGAGCUCGAUGGCAAGCGCGUCAAGCUACAAAUUUGGGACACAGCCGGCCAAGAACGCUUCCGAACCAUUACCACCGCCUACUACCGCGGUGCCAUGGGCAUCCUACUCGUCUACGAUGUCACCGAUGAGCGUUCCUUUAACAAUAUCCGUACCUGGUUCCAGAACGUAGAGCAACACGCCACCGAAGGCGUCAACAAGAUCCUCAUCGGUAACAAGUGCGACUGGGAGGACAAGCGUGUCAUUUCCGAGGAGCAGGGGCAGGCCCUCGCAGACGAGCUCGGCAUCCCCUUCCUCGAGGUCUCGGCAAAGAGCAACAUCAACAUCGACAAGGCCUUUUACAGCCUGGCUGCUGACAUCAAGAAGCGACUCAUUGACAACCAAAAGAACGAAGCUGGCUCCUCUGGAGGUGUCAAUGUCGGUGACAAGACGGACGGCGGCAUGGGAAGCAAGUGCUGUUGA